UGCAGGUAGCGGGGACCGUUAGCGGUCCCGAGCCCGCACUUUGGGAACCGCUGUCCCGCACCGGCCGACCUCUGCUCUCCGGCUCUCUGCCUCCGACUCCGCCUCUCUCUCUGCGCCAGCACACGAGCGACCGACUCCCCCAGCCUGCCUGCCGCCACCCCGAAGCCCCCUCCAGCUCCAGCCCGCUCUCCCCGAACCGGACUCCCAGCGCGAACCCGCCGCUCCGACGCCAGACGGACCCCCAAGUUGAGCCGGAAGAAAACCAAAAAGUCCGACUUGGAGAGCGCGAGAAGCAGGAGGAGCCGCAUCGGAGAAGUUUGUCGUCUCUACCCCGAGUUUGUGGCCCCGCGGCGGGGCAGGACAGCAAGGGCAGGCCGGGGAGGGGAAACGGGGACCGUAUGAUGUGGAUCUGGUACCUUCUGCUUGGUUCGGGGUCAGGCUCAAGAACUGUUGAGAGCCAGCUGCUCCCGGGGAAUAACUUCACCACCGAGUGCAACAUCCCCGGGAACUUCAUGUGCGGAGAUGGGAAGUGCGUCCCGGGUGGGUGGCAGUGUGACGGACUGCCCGACUGCUUUGACAAGAGCGACGAGAAAGGCUGUCCUAAGGUCAAGUCGAAGUGCGCCCCUACGUUCUUCGCCUGCGCUAAUGGCGUCCACUGCAUCAUCGGACGCUUCCGCUGCAACGGCUUCAGCGACUGUCCUGACGGGAGUGACGAGGAGAACUGCAGCAACCCGCUGGUGUGCUCGGAGGCUCGCUUCAAGUGUCGAAAUGGCCACUGUGUAGACCGCAGCUUCUUGUGUAACGGCCAGGACAACUGCCAGGACAACAGCGACGAGGAGCUCUGCCUCACUACAGCAGAAGCUCCGGGGCAGGACUUUGUGACACUGGACUAUCGUCUGCGCUACUACCCCAGCAUCACCUACGCCGUCAUCGGCAGCGCCGUCAUCUUCGUCCUGGUGGUGGCGUUGCUGGCCUUGGUGCUCCACCACCAGAGGAAGCGGAGCGUCCUGCUGCCCAGAGGCGUGAGAGGGAGCUCGCAUCACCACCACCAGCCCCUGCUGCUGUCCCGUCUGGUCAUCUUGGACCGGGGCCACGUCCACUCCGGAGGUCCAGGUCUCUCCCCCGGCUCUCCCACCGUAGCAGGCCAGUAUCGCUCAACUCCUCAGGCGCUGCAGCUGCUGUCCGGUACCCUGUAUCCCUCCGGAUUCUCCAUGGACUCACCUCCGUCGUACUCACAAGCUGUUCUGGAUGUCAGUCGGCCUCCCUGGUUUGACCUCCCUCCUCCUCCGUACCUCUCAGAUGCGGAGCUUCCAUCAGAGGGCGAGCUGCCUCAGUACGAGGGCCCGCAAGAGCCUUUGAGCCACCCCACAGCACAUCCCACUGCGCCCUCCACACCCAGAACUGCGGCCUCGGCCACACAGCCGAGCUCCAGAGAGGAGUCGAACCAGCUGUAGCAGCUCUCCUGUAGAACUUAGAGACUGUAGUUGGACUGCAGAGCGUGCAGGACUGAAGGACCUGGCUGCAGGGCCACAUGAGGCCAGGGCGGUCCACAGCAGAGACCUGCUGCGGAGAAUCAACAGGGACUAAGAGACUAUAGACUAAACAGUGCCCUUACUGCCCACACAUCAGCUUACUGAAGCACUGGACUGAGACAAGCUCACACCGAUCCUGUAUGCCGGCCCCCCCUGCUGGGCUCAUGGCUGUACUACAUCUUAAUCAGAUAGAUGUUCAUUUACUUUUCAUCAGUUCAUUUGAAUUAUGCUCCCCUUGAAGGAAUACUGUGUAAGAUACCCAGCAGUGACCACAACGUGCACCUCCAGAGAGGUCGAGUUCAGCUGCCAAUCAUUGAUUUAUUCAUGAUCAAAUCAUAUAUGAUGAUAGCACCUGAAAAGGCCAUCAUGUUGUGGUGUAAUCAUGAGAGACAUGUUAUUCUCCUUUGUGUAACACUCUUCGGCAGCAUGAGGACAGCUGUGGCAUAUUCUGAUUCUCCUCACUGUACUUCACAUUUCACACCAGAAUACUUUCCAUAGUGGAGUUUAGAAUUCUAUGUAAUUUUUAUUGUGUUAAAAUUGUAAAAUACCUGAAUGCUAGAUCAAACCUGUACUGUUGAGAGUUACUGCUACAUUUGACAACUUACUGUUUUUAGAUCAUUUUAGCAGUGGUGUGUUGUUGCCUUAUUCUAAAUGAAGUUGAUACACUUUUAGACAAUGCGGUAGUGAUGAUUUUAAAUAGUUAAACAGAAGCACAUGCAGUUGGGACAUAGAAGAGCAGCUCAGUCAGAGGCACUCAAAUUUAUGUGAACAGUGACCUGAUUAUCGUAAAAGCAGCAUUUUUAGUGGUACUUCAGACUCAUAUUAGCAAAUUGUUGUCACUGUGUUGCUGGAGAAACAUGCUUCUGAAAAAAAAAGCACUGUGCUUUCUUCACAAUAUUUUUCACACUAUUUCUUGUUGCUGUUUGGUCAAAUCAAGCUACGAGUGUGAAGAGGACCAUUGAGAUUUUUUAAAAUAAUGCUGAGCAGACCUUAUGGAAGUGUGUCCUUGCCAUGUGAGUUUCAUAAAUCAUUCCUCUAAGGAAGAGAUCCAGCUUUGUUGGUAACAGUAGCUUUUUUACUACAUUUCCAUUUGAAGACCAAUGGUGUUUUUAAAGAAAAAAGAAAUACAAAUGAUUUUGUUGAGGCCUUAUUCUGUGCCAGUUUGGCAGUUAGUGCCUUUGUAUGCGACAUGUUUGUGGGCACAAACAGCCUUUUUAAAACUUUUAAAAACAGCAGCCUACUCUGAUAUUUUACAGUAAGCUCACAUGACAACAUACAGUACAUGUAAGAACAUCUGGAAUCAAUUCAAAUUUUGCUUGAGAUUUUUUUAACGUAACUGUGGAUGAAUCAUUCUGGAAAAUCCUGCUCAGUUGUAUUAGACAAUGAUGAUGAAAUCCAUUCUGUAUCUGAAGGAUGUGUGUUUAUAAAUGUACCAAUGUCUUUUGACCUGUCUUUGUUCAGUUGAGCCUGGUUUGUUUGACACUGCACAUAGCAGCUAGGGAAAAGCAAGGAAAGCUAUUUAAAAGUAGAGUUUAAAGCGAGAGAUGAAUGUGUUAACGUGGUUGUGCUUUGCAUUGUACUUUUCCUCGAGAACCAGCAGCGAUGGUGCAGGCACAUAAAAUACAAUCAAACCAAAGAUAAUCAUUAUUCAUCUUAACCCAAGGCUAUUACCCUCCAAAGGAAUGAUUAUGUGUCACAACUGUUUAUACCAUUAUUAUAUUCAAAUGUGCAAAGGUUUAUUGAGGAAAGCAGAAUUCAUGCUAUUUGCUGUAACUGGAAGAAGUUUCUCAGGACUAAAUUUAUACCAGUCUGCCUGCUCUGUUGUUUAUAUCUUGGUUCUAUUUUAAGGAAUGUUUAAGAUCAAAUUCCAUUUUCUUUUUUUCUGAUUUGAUCUCAUGAGUUUAGUUAUUUGCAUAUUUGUGAAGUCGCCCUUCAUGAUCUUUUUAUCUCAUGUAUUCUGUACAUUGAAAGUAAUAUAAAAUUCUGACUCAG
This is a messenger RNA of Chelmon rostratus (copperband butterflyfish), 3524 nucleotides long. RefSeq names its product low density lipoprotein receptor class A domain containing 3 (gene ldlrad3). The record is from RefSeq and is a predicted model, not a curated record. Gene Ontology annotation, molecular function: protein binding. The transcript has 6 exons. Bases 399 to 1454 code for a protein of 351 amino acids. NCBI's taxonomy places the organism in Eukaryota, Metazoa, Chordata, Actinopteri, Chaetodontiformes, Chaetodontidae. Gene Ontology annotation, cellular component: plasma membrane. Gene Ontology annotation, biological process: receptor-mediated endocytosis.